This is a messenger RNA of Impatiens glandulifera, 630 nucleotides long. Its product is annotated as dof zinc finger protein DOF5.3-like. The record is from RefSeq and is a predicted model, not a curated record. Lineage: Eukaryota; Viridiplantae; Streptophyta; Magnoliopsida; Ericales; Balsaminaceae. Gene Ontology annotation, biological process: regulation of DNA-templated transcription. The transcript is spliced from 2 exons. Gene Ontology annotation, molecular function: DNA-binding transcription factor activity; DNA binding. Bases 1 to 630 code for a protein of 209 amino acids.
AUGGAGGAGAAUGAAGGUACUCGGGACAUGAGCAUGCUUCCUCUCCUUCCCAAUCCUCCCCGGGCGAAUCUUCCACCGCCUCCGCCUCCGCCGUCGUUUCCGCCGCCGAGCUGUCCCCGGUGUCAUUCCUUCAACACCAAGUUUUGUUACUACAACAACUACAGCCUCACUCAGCCGAGGUACUUUUGCAAGGGCUGCCGGAGGUAUUGGACACAUGGUGGUACCCUCCGGAAUGUCCCCGUCGGCGGUAGCGCCCGGAAGAGGAGGAACGGCAGAUCCUCAUUAUCCACCGUCUCUGGCUCGGUUGGAUCCCUGCAGCCGAUCAACUUUGGUCAGAUUCAUCUUCAUAAUGGAUUUGGCGGUGGUGCUGUUAAUCCCUACCUGGUAAACCAGUCUACCAAUAGCCAGUUUUAUCAAAUGCUGAUUAACAGCAGGGAGACAGCAGGCAACAUGGAACCCAUGUUCAUGCAUCAGCAGCCGCAGCAGCAACCGAACAUGGCGUUAGCUCCUCCAUAUCAGGGACUGCACUUUGAAAACCCGAAUUUUUGGAGCAACAUGAACAAUGGAACUGGUGGUGCUACUGGAAGUACCAUGAUUCCUGCAGAUCAUUGGUCUAAUCUGCCUAACUAG